Penicillium soppii is the source of this 615-nucleotide messenger RNA. Its product is annotated as NUDIX hydrolase. The transcript has a single exon. The record is from RefSeq and is a predicted model, not a curated record. Bases 1 to 615 code for a protein of 204 amino acids. NCBI's taxonomy places the organism in Eukaryota, Fungi, Ascomycota, Eurotiomycetes, Eurotiales, Aspergillaceae.
AUGGUCAACGGUUUUUUUCUUCUCGUCACCCCAUACGGAACUUGUCGGGUUCCAGAAAGUCUUCGAAAGUUUAAUGUGCCAUUGGAGCUGUUUCUUCAAAGCUUUCAAACGGAGCUUAAUGCCCCGGAAAAUCUCGAUCAAGUAACCGGAAUCAGUGUGAGGGCCUGGCUUUGCGACUGGAAGGAAGGGAAAGUAGGGGUGCUUUUGGGGAAACGCGCCGCAGAUGACUCGUCACCAAAUUUCUACGAAGCAUUUGGUGGAAAAUGUGACCCAAAGGAAACAGUACUGGAUUCUUUGAUCCGCGAGUUCUGGGAAGAGACCAAGCUGGAAAUUUCGGUUAUACAUGGCGAGGUGCCCGAGGUCGAUGUUUUUUGUACCCCGAAAAGCAAGCGAUGGAUUGCUCAAAUUCACUUCCUGGUCUCAGCCAAACCGAGCUGCGGCAAUGGGUUCUGCAUCAAGUUGGAUCCUAAAGAACAUCAAAGUUUCAUUUGGGCCAUUGGCAAGCCUGCUGCACUAGGGACUCUACUGAUCACCCAAGGCUCUAAAAGUCAUUUUGAGUCAGCAGUUGCAAUUUUCCAAAGGGAGAUGCCUUGUCCAAGCGGGCAAAAGCCCUGA